Messenger RNA from Artibeus jamaicensis (Jamaican fruit-eating bat), 1640 nucleotides. It is a transcript of the gene COMMD5, whose product is annotated as COMM domain containing 5. Lineage: Eukaryota; Metazoa; Chordata; Mammalia; Chiroptera; Phyllostomidae. The transcript is spliced from 2 exons. Bases 458 to 1132 code for a protein of 224 amino acids. The record is from RefSeq and is a predicted model, not a curated record. Gene Ontology annotation, cellular component: nucleus.
CAGAGGACUCCUGCCGUCGGUGGUCGCCUAGAGCGAGGCCCUCUGCGGAAGGGGACUGGUGGCCUGCGGCCGGGAGGAAGCUGGACUUCGGCUGCCUGCCGACGCUCCGUUCCAGGCCCCGCGUUGCUGUUUCAGCGUAGUUGGACCCACCUCACGCGCCACUCUAUUCCCGGGUCAAGCCUGCACAACCCUCUCUUUAUUUCCUUUUCUGUGACAAACAAAAUACCCUAUCGGGGAAUCCGCUGGGCCCGGGGAUCACAGACGGCCGUGUGCUCCCGGUAUCCUAGAGCUUCCCGGAAGUGUUUCUAGUCGUCUCCGGGCCAGGCCCCGCUUCCGGCCGGCCCUUUGCUCUCCGCCAGCAGGCCGUUCGGCUCCGCUCCAGAACACACGUUGCAGGUGCAGUUGCAUCUGGGACCUGCCUCUGGGCUGGCUGAUCAAAAAGGAGGAAGUAGUAGCAAUGUCUGCUGUGGGGGCUGCAGUUCCAUACCUGCAUCACCCUGGUGAUAGUCACAGCGGCCAGGUGAGUUUCCUGGGGGCCCAGCCCCCCCCAGAGGUGGCAGCAAUGCCUCGGCUCUUGACGGACCUGGACAGGGGCACAUUCAGGAAGUUGCUGAAGCUGGUGGUCAGCAGCUUUCAGGGAGAAGACUGCCGUGAGGCUGUGCAGCUGCUUGGGACUGGUGCACACCUGUCGGAGGAGCGGCUGGGGGCCCUGCUUGCCGGCACCCACACGCUGCUCCAGCAGGCUCUCCGACUGCCCCCAGCCAGCCUGAAGCCCGACACCUUCAAGGAUCAGCUCCAGGAGCUCUCCAUCCCCCAAGACCUGAUAAUGGACUUGGCUAGUGUGGUAUUUGGGAGCCAACGGCCUCUCCUUGACUCUGUUGCCAGGCAGCAGGGGGCCUGGCUGCCCCAUGUUGCCUACUUUCGUUGGAGGGUGGAUGUGGCAAUCUCCACCAGUGCCCUGGCCCGCUCCUUGCAGCCAAGUGUCCUGAUGCAGCUGGUGCUUUCAGAUGGGCUAACAUACCGCUUUGAGGUCCCCACAGCCAAGUUCCAGGAGCUUCGCUAUAGCGUGGCCCUGAUGCUGAAGGAGAUGGCCGACCUGGAAAAGAAGUGCGAGCACAAACUACAGGACUGACCCAUGUGCCCAGUUGCUCUGGUCACCUGGGGACAGCUGCUCAGACAUCUCCAUAGUGAAGCCCACCCUGCCCAGGAGGCACUCUUCAGUGAGAGUGUGGGACUGCAUCUAUGUCAUUCUCUGUUUGAUGAAAAAAAAAAAAAGCAAAAACAGCAGUUUCUCUCCUUUGCUUGGAAGUAGAGCAACUGUAAAAUCAUGUCUUUCCAACUGCUGUCACCCUGCACACCUGUUCCCUGGCCAUUGGUAUUGUUGCUAGGUGUGGGUACCCACUGCUCCAGGGCAGCCCUUUGGUCCAGGCCAGUGCCUUGAUGCAGAUGCUGAGUUCUUUUAGCUGGGCUCCAUGUGGCAUCUGACCACUCUGCUUAUUUGCUUCUGCAAAUCCCAUUUUUCAGUGUGGACAUUUCUGUCUCCUAUCUUACAUCCUUGACCUCAUGGAGCCAACACUGUAGUGGGGAAGGGAAAACAUUAUAAACCAUGUAACAAAUAAAUUGUAUAGCUUGUUAGUGGA